UUAACACUGAUGUGAUCAACUUGCAUGGACUCAAAUAGCUGCCGCUGUCACAUUCUAUGCCGGAGAGGCUUUGGUACAUAAUGGGUCCUUGAAGAGAGGGGACUGUUUGCUGGAUGAGGACAUCUGCAUUUGGCUUGGUUGGCACAGUGUGGAUUCCUGUUUUAUCAGGCACUGACAGAUCUGCAGUAUCACUGCACCUUAGUACAUGUGAUGUGCUGGGAGCUGUUUCGCUGGAUGCCCAUUGGCUUGUGGCCCUUUCAGAAGCUCAGUUGAUUUCUAUUUGGGACAGGUACUACAAGUGGUCUCCCUGGGAAGUUGUACUAGGAUUUCCACCUAAUCACAGUCAACGCACACAAACAUCAGGGGCCCAUCCAUGAGACAUUGCAGUAUGCUAUGGGGGCAAUCCUGCACUGACCCUGCCCCACCUGGUACCACACUGCAUCCUCACUGACCAAUUGACAUGGCUUCCCCAGAGAUUAUCAGGAUAUCGGCUUUGGAAAUGGAGAAGUAUUACAGUCUGCAGCAGGCGGUUUCUCUUCUGUACACAAUGCUGGAAAAGACUUCAGCUCCCAUCUGUGCUAAGGACAUCAGUGAUCUGUUGAUGAAAGAAUUGGCCUUUCUCUCAGGUGGUCGGGGGAAGGACAACGGCUGGAUCAUCACACUUCCUGAGAAUGCCACAUUCCAUGAGGUUCCAGAGAACGUAAUAAAAACGGUGCUGACAUAUUUAACCUCCAUUCCAAGUAAAGAAGAAGAUGACAUUAAAUUCAUUAUUAUUUUGGACAGAAGAAUGGAUACAUGGACGUCUGUAAAACUAACUCUUCAGAAAUUAUCACAUUCGUUUCCUGGGAACCUGCAUCUAGUUUUGGUCUUAAGGCCUACAGGAUUUUUCCAGCGGACUUUUACUGACAUUGGAUUUCGCUUCAGCCAGGAGGACUUUAUACUGAAGCUUCCGGUGGUUAUGCUCAGUUCUGCGUCAGAUUUACUUAAUUAUAUAGAUGAAAAGCAGCUAACAGCAGAAUUUGGAGGAACGCUUGAAUAUCGGCAUCGGGACUGGGUUGUCUUUAGAACGGCCAUUGAGGGAUUUGCCUUGACAGUGAAAGAGAUUGCUCAGAUGCUGCAGGCCUUUGGUACAGAACUGGCUGAGACAGAAUUACCAAGCGAUGUGUAUUCAAUUGAGCAUAUUUUAGCAAACCGCACUGAAAAAUACUGCCAGCUGAAGAAAGAGAUUACUUCAGUGACCAAAGAAGGGGGCCUCCUGCUGAACAGUUUUGAAAAACCAAGCACAAGUUUAGUUAUGGAAGAGCAAACCUGUGAAAAACAGGGCGACUGGGAAACUGUGAACAGGUUGCUGGCACAGUUACAUGAAAUGGAAAGCGCUUUCGAUGGUUUCUGGGAGAAACACCAGCUAAAAAUGGAGCAAUAUUUAGAACUGCUCAAAUUUGAACAGCAUUUCCAAGAGCUGAAGAAUGCCACUGACUUUAUGAUGGCACAACAAUCCAGUGUCCCCGAUACAGGAGAGAAUAUAUCUGAAGUCAAGCAGCGACUGUUGGAGAUGAGUAACAUUGAAGAAAGGUCAAAGGAACUCAUAGGGAGGUCACAAAUGGUGAUUUUACAUGGACACCAGCUUGCAGCAAAUCACCAUUACGCACUGAACCUAAUCUGCCAGCAAUGCAAUGAGCUGAGGCACGCGUCCGACAUCUUGUCUGAAGAGAUAAGAAAGAAGCUUGCCCGUCUCUCCACCACGCAUGAACUGCAUGUUCGACUUCAGCAGGCUCUAGAAGGCUGUGAUGAAGGGGCAUACUUUCUAGCUAACCAGCAAAUGGACAAGUGCCAAUCCAGGGAAGGAGCUCAGAGAGCUCUACAAGACGUUGAGAAGUUUCUAGACAGCUCUGCGUUGGAUUUAAGUUUCGAUCCACAAUCCUUACAAUAUGACUUUGAGACCAUUUUGACGGAUGAACUGAAGGCUCAAAUUCAAGCUGUUGAAGUCAAGAUUGAGAACAUCCGAGACCUUUUUGAAAACCGUCAAAGUUGUCUGAAGAAAUUGGCUGAUAAGCAAGUGCGUCCAGUCCAGUUAGUAGCUCCACGUCCCGAGAAUCCCCCUAGAGCUAAAUCACCUCUUUUCUCUCCUAAGCAUGGUAUGGACUUCAAUUCAAGUUUGAGGUUUUCAUUUGACAUAACAUUGCCUGGGAAAAGGACCACAAGAAAAAUGCAGGCUUCACGCAAGAUUGAAGUGAUGCAUGACUAUCAAGAGAAAAGAAACUCAUUGCAAUUUUUUAUAUCAGAAAGUGAAGACAGUUUGGAUAUACUUAAAGGACACGUCAUCCAUGAGCUACUGGAAACUGAAAGGAUUUAUGUGGAAGAGCUUUACACUAUUUUAUUGGGAUACAGAGCUGAGAUGGAAAAUCCAGAAAUGUCCCAUUUCUUGCCUUCAACAUUGAGGAACACAAAAAAUAUUCUUUUUGGAAAUAUGCCAGAGAUAUAUGAAUUUCACAACAAAGUAUUCCUUCUCAGCCUUGAAAGCUGCAUUGGAGCUCCAGAAAGGGUUGGAUAUUGCUUCUUAGAAAGGAGAGAAGAUUUCCAGAUGUAUGAAAAGUAUUGUCAGAAUAAGCCCCGGUCAGACUCCCUCUGGCGGCAGUUUUCAGAUAGUGCUUUCUUUCAGGAAUGCCAGAAGAAGCUGGAGCACAAACUUGCCUUGGACUCUUACCUUUUGAAGCCAAUACAACGACUAACAAAAUACCAGCUGCUGUUAAAGGAAUUAUUGAAGUAUAGUAUUAAUUCGGAAGGAGCCCGAGAACUCCAAGGAGCUUUGGUUUCUAUGCUGGACCUAUUAAAAUCAGUCAAUGACUCCAUGCAUCAGAUUGCUAUAACAGGGUAUAAUGGAGAUAUAAAUGAUCUGGGUCGCAUAUUGAUGCAAGGUUCUUUUAGCGUGUGGAUCACUCAUAAAAAGGGACCUACAAAAAUGAAGGAACUGGCCCGCUUUAAGCCAAUGCAGAGACAUCUCUUCCUCUACGAAAGGGCAAUUGUGUUCUGCAAAAGGAGAGAGGAACACGGAGAUGCACAUGACAAAACCCCAUCGUAUAGUUUUAAGCACUUCCUGAAGAUGAAUUCUGUCGGCAUCACCGAAAAUGUAAAAGGUGAUAAUCGCAAGUUUGAGAUUUGGUACAGCGGCCGAGAAGAGGUUUAUGUUGUACAGGCCCAGACGACAGAGCAGAAGGCAGCAUGGUUGAAUGAAAUCCGGAAGAUAUUGACCAGACAGCGAGAACUUAUAAAGGUAGAGAAACUAAGGCAAAAUCCCUUUUCAGACCAGGUUGUUUUCUCACCACAGAUGAACGAGGGAAAAUUACAGAGGGCAUCUGUUAGUUCUGAAGAAAAUGAUUCUGAAAAUGCCAGCCUGCUGGAGGGUUUAAACAUAUCUCCGCAACAUAAACCGCAUAAAGGGUGGCAUGGAAUGUCGCAGUCAUUAGAAAUCUGUGAAGGUCUUGAACGAUGGUCAAGUCAUCACUGUUCAUAUCCUUGUUCAGACACAGAAGAGGAGGACACGGUCCAGUUGUCUCCUGGGAAAUACAAGGCCCUGGCUGACUGCAAUAAGAGAGGAUCUGAUGAUGUACUGGUGAAGAAUGGAGAUGUCAUCCAACUUUUACAGGAGGAUGCUGAGGGACAGUGGCUGGUGAAGAAUUUGAAUAGAAAAAAAGAAGGAUGGAUUCAUAGCAACAACUUACAAAUCAUCAUUGGUGAAUGUCGGAUGCGGGCAUCCAAACUAACAGAUGCUGCUUUGUGUAACACAAGGAAGUUAAGCUCACCUUGAAACACCCUGUGAAUAUGAUCGCAACACAAAUCAAUGGAUGUUGCUAAAAAACACUUCAAUCAGAGACACUGUUAUGUGUUAAUAUCACCACCUUAUCCUACAACAUCAUCUUCCAAAGCUCAGACACUUUUUUUCACGUGGACAAAGGACACUUUUUAGAACCUCAUUUUGUAAGGAGGUUGUUGUACAUUGGAAGGUUCCAUUUUUACCAUGCUCGUUAGUAUCAUUCCCUUAUUUUUCAUCUUGGCUAAUUAAAUGUUUUUAACUAAAUGUAAAUAUGUAAGCGCCUACAUUUGUAGAAAAUCCAUUCCAGGCUCUAUACAUGUUUUACUGUUUUUGAGUAAAACACUUGCACUUUAUUCACCUUGACCUCCAUGUAUUUUGAUGAGGCUUCUCAUGAGAAAACAACUUGAGGUUGGUCUUCUUUCUAUGAACUGGACUGGUUGAUCUUGAACAUUCUACAUUGUUGCCACUACCUGCUUUAUGGUGUAAUGUGACAAACUGCAAUAAAAAAUCUUGUUCUUCCCUAA
This is a messenger RNA of Hyla sarda, 4335 nucleotides long. RefSeq names its product MCF.2 cell line derived transforming sequence (gene MCF2). The coding region runs from base 461 to 3805 and encodes 1114 amino acids. Gene Ontology annotation, biological process: intracellular signal transduction; dendrite development. Gene Ontology annotation, molecular function: protein binding; guanyl-nucleotide exchange factor activity. Lineage: Eukaryota; Metazoa; Chordata; Amphibia; Anura; Hylidae. The transcript is spliced from 30 exons. The record is from RefSeq and is a predicted model, not a curated record. Gene Ontology annotation, cellular component: cytoplasm.